Cladophialophora psammophila CBS 110553 is the source of this 1203-nucleotide messenger RNA. RefSeq lists its product as uncharacterized. The record is from RefSeq and is a predicted model, not a curated record. Bases 1 to 1203 code for a protein of 400 amino acids. The transcript has a single exon. Gene Ontology annotation, cellular component: nucleus. NCBI's taxonomy places the organism in Eukaryota, Fungi, Ascomycota, Eurotiomycetes, Chaetothyriales, Herpotrichiellaceae. Gene Ontology annotation, molecular function: sequence-specific DNA binding. Gene Ontology annotation, biological process: positive regulation of transcription from RNA polymerase II promoter by glucose.
AUGGCUCCGACAUCUGUUUCGGCUCUGGGUAUGGCCCUGAACGGCAAGUCCGCAUCCGUCGACAUACCAAAGCCUCGCGAUGCCCUCAAAGGCCGGGACAACUUCACUGCUGUAACGGCCGGUUCCUCCUCUAAGAAGCACUCUGGCAUGUUGCCAACUCCUCCAAACUCCAUCUCGCCGAACCUCCCGCCGCGUGGCCAUGGCCGUCGUCGAGACAGCAACCAGCAUGGUCCCAUGUCUCCCAAGAGCACGGCGGUGGAUUCGGACAUCGACUUGCAAGAUGCGCCUGACAACCUGAAACCUACCGCGUUGAGCGCCGAAGCCCUUGACAGUUUGGGUGACCUGGACUCGGCUGGCGCCAUCACUCCUAGCAUGCUGGCAAAACACCAUCUCCCCGACAUCUUGUUGUCUCACGGGCCCCUGGCCAUUAGGCACAUCAUGGGCUAUUUGACAACCUCGGUGCCCGGCUUCUCGCGCAUCACUUCGGCUAAAGCGCGUCGCUUGGUCGUGGCGGCCCUUGAAGGCAAAGGGGGCGGUGUGGAAGGCGCCGGCCGCGAUGGGGACGUCAUAUUCGAGAAGGUCGGAUGGGGGCGUUGGGACGCUCGGAUGAAGGGUCAACCGCCGCGCGAGCGUCAAGGCGCUACCAUCACUCCGCCAGGCAGUUUACCAUCAUCCUACUCCCAGCCAGGCCUUCAGGUACCUACCCACCGGUCCUGGCAUACGGGAUCUGAAAACCUGGGGACUAGCUACACCGGCAACUCCGCUGUCUUCUCCCACUCCGAAAUGGAGUAUGAGGAUCAAGACAUGCUGGAGCAUGAAGCCGAUAAGAUGUCCUUAGACAACGACGACGAUGGCUACGUCUCGUCCGUUGCCCCUGAACCUCUUGAUGAAGACCUCGGAGACGGGGAGAUGACGGACGAAGAGGACUGGGCCAGUAUUGGAGCCGCAGCACUUCGAGCCAGAUCUCUCCCCAACCAAGGCCGAUCGGUUUCUGGUCCGGGCAGACUCUAUCAGCCCAUCGCGACAUACUCUUAUCGGCCAAGGUAUCGCUCCAAAACGCCAGGCGAUGUCGCCCACACCGCUCCAACCAAACCCAUGCCAGUCAACCACUCGACGACUUUUGCAUUUCCCACCGGGGCUGGCGUUAAUGACUCCCAGGAACGAGCUGCAAUUGAAGCUCUCCUGAGUCUGGGAUCUAUGUAA